Daldinia childiae is the source of this 759-nucleotide messenger RNA. Its product is annotated as Glutathione S-transferase. Bases 1 to 759 code for a protein of 252 amino acids. Gene Ontology annotation, biological process: glutathione metabolic process. Gene Ontology annotation, molecular function: glutathione transferase activity. The transcript is spliced from 2 exons. Lineage: Eukaryota; Fungi; Ascomycota; Sordariomycetes; Xylariales; Hypoxylaceae. The record is from RefSeq and is a predicted model, not a curated record.
AUGGAUGCACCCUACGAACUUAUCUACUAUACUGGCGUCCCCGGUCGCGGAGAACAUGUUCGACUGAUACUCGAGGAAGCUGGUGUCUCAUAUAAGGACACUUCAUCUCUCCCUAUCGACAAAUGUCGAGAGGUUGUCACAGCUUACCUUGCUCCCGACUAUAAAGGCGAACGAGGAAAUCCGCCUUACUACGCCCCGCCUCUUUUCAAGCACGGUGACCUUGUUAUAUCUCAAACUAGUAAUAUCCUUAUGUAUCUUGGUCCUAGGCUCGGACUUUCGGGAUCACGAGAGAAUGAUAUCUAUCGGGUGAAUGCGCUUGCUCUAACUGCACUUGACGGUCUGAGUAACGAAGUUCACGAUUCCCACCAUCCGAUUGCCGUAGAACUAUAUUACGAAGACCAGAAGGAGGAAAGUUUGAGACGAAGUAAAGAAUGGAUUAAGAACCGCCUACCUAAGCAUCUUGGGUACUGGCAGAAAGUGCUAGAAAGCGACGAAUUCGGUCCAGGCCCAUGGCUCUUGGGGAAUACGUUCACCUACGCCGACUUAGUGUUGUUCCAGUGCAUCGAUGGCGUCCAGUUCGCCUUUCCAAAAGCUAUGAACCAGGCUAAAGAAUCCGGCAAAUAUGACCGGGUCUUCCGGCUAUGGGAGGCGGUCAAGGGUCGACCAAACGUCGCCGCAUACCUCGCUAGCGAUAGAAGACAGAAGUACGAUUGGGGCAUCUACCGAUACUAUCCGGACAAUGAUGUCCUUGCCGAGUAG